CGGUUCUCUCUUUUCCAUCCUCUCCGCCCUAUGCCUCUCUUCUAUCUCUUUCUCCCAUACUUAACUUCCCAUUCUAUGGUCUGCUCUUCACUUAAAUAAAUAUUAAUUAGUUCCAUUCCAUUCCAUCGCAUCCCAUCUAUGGAAGAAAGCCGCCACCAAAAGGAGCUCCAGCUCCUCCCUCAAAGCCCUCCUCCUCCUCCUCCUCCUUCCCUGCCGUCGGAAUCAUUCACCUUCCGGUACCGAUCCUCAUCGUCGUCGUCGUCCAAGAUCGACUCCGAUCAUCCGAAUCAGCAGUUGGGAUCGGGCCCAGCUCCGUCGCUGGACCUGCAGCUGUCAAUCAGCGUGAGGCCCUUCCACGGGGGGAGCAGCAAACAAAGUCGAGCCGUCGCCGCGGGGGCAAGCGGCGGCGGUGGAGGCACUGGGGAUCAGGUGGAGGCGCUGAGGUGGCAGGCGGCGGAGCAGAUGCGGGUGGCGGCGCUGGAGAAGGCGUACGCGGAGCGGGUGAGGGAGCUGAGCCGGAGGGAGAUGGAGCUGGCCCAGUCCGAGUUCGCACGUGCCCGCCAACUGUGGCAGCGUGCGAGGGAGGAGGUCGACAAGGCCCACCGCCUCAAGGAGCAAUCUGCUGCUGCCUCCGCCUCCGCCGCCGCUCAUCAUCACUACCCUGCCGCCGCCGCCGCCGCCACGUGCAUGGAGAUCACUUGCCAAUCUUGCAGGCAAAAAUUCAAACCUAAUUGAUUUCUUUCUUUGUCAACCUGUUCGUAUAUGCUGUGGUUUGCUUUCAUGUGACAGUGGUGAAGUCGUCAGUCAGGCUUUUUUUUUUGCCCCCAGAUUUGGGUACCGAAUUUUGGUUCUUUCAAUAAAUUAAAUCAAGGAGUUGAUGAUAUGUGGUGUGGAAACAUGUAGAAGAGAAGGGGGGAAAAAAAACUAAGUGGUGAAAGCUGAAGGAAGGACAUUUACGUACAUAUGAUCUGUAUAUGUACGUCGUAGUAGAAAGGAAGGAAGGAAGGCAGAGGGGAAAGUUUGGUAAUUCCGCAAUAACCUGCAAUCUCAGUACUCUUUCUGUCUAUCAGAGCACCCAUCCAUUAUUCCCAUCUCCAUUUGUUUGCUUUUGUACCUUCGUUUUUUUUUAUCAUCACAUGUCUGAUUGUGGAUGAAUGAAUGAAUAAUUUGAUUGAUG
This is a messenger RNA of Linum trigynum, 1177 nucleotides long. The record is from the annotation of a GenBank genome assembly. NCBI's taxonomy places the organism in Eukaryota, Viridiplantae, Streptophyta, Magnoliopsida, Malpighiales, Linaceae.